ACUACUACAUACACUUCAAUAUAUAUGAUGGCAGCAGCCACUAAUGGAGGCAAAUCCAUGUGGCAAGCAUGCUUAGCCUCAGCCUUCCGUACAGCUCUAGCCACCACCAUAGUGGGAUCUGUAACCCUCUUGGGCCCCCAUUCCCUAAAAAAGCUUAUCGAGCUGCCUUCAUUCUCCUAUGUCACGGUGGGAAUAAUCAUCCUCAACGAUGCCACCUUCGGAGACUCCUUGAGAGGCUCCUGGUAUGCUCUUUAUGCAACAAUUCAGAGCAUGGGCCCAGCCAUGCUCAGCUUCUGGAUCAUUGGGCCCAGCCGCUUUACUAAGGAGACGAUAGCGGUGGCAGUGGCCCUGGCCGCCUUCGUUGUGGCGCUACCGGGAGAGAUUACGCAUUUCAUAGCUAAGAGGAUAGCGCUUGGUCAGAUAGUUCUUCUGUAUGUCAUAGCUUACAUCAAUGGUGCUCGUACUCAGCCUCUCAUGCACCCUCUCGGCGUGGCGGCUAGCACCGCCCUCGGAGUGGCGGCCUGCAUUCUCGCCCUGUUGUUUCCCUCUCCGCGUCUUGCAUGCCGUCAGGUGAAAAGGAAUUACAAGCUACUAACACAGAAUACGAUUAAGAGGGUGAAGCUUUUGAUGAAGGCAAUAUGUGAAGAUGACAAGGCCUCUGUAUUCAUGUCAGUUUCUCAAGCCAAGUGUUUCUCAACUACCAAGCUUCUCCAAAUCAUCACACACUACCAAAAAGGCAUGAGGUGGGAGAGACCUCAAACCAAAAUCUUCAGAUCCAAUUGCUUAUAUGCUGUAGAGAAGCUAAAAGAAGUGGAUACCACACUAAGAGGAAUGGAACUGGCUCUAAGAAGCAUCAAUUCAUUUCCAAUAAGCAUGAUCAAUGAAGACAUGAAACAUGGUCUUAAUAGCCUCAUGCAACAAAUUAGCUUAACCAUAAAAGAAACCAAACACAAUUUGCAUGGUGCUUCACUAACUGUCCCUGAACCAAGUGAAAAAAACAUAACCAAUUUUCUCCAUUCCCUUCAAACCAUUCCAACAACCCUACAAGAUUUACCCUUUUAUUUUUACUUGUUUUGCACUAAACUCCUCUACAUGAAAUCUUUAGCUGAGCCUACUCCACCUAGUAUUCAAGACCAACCUACUGAAAAAAAUGGAAAUCCAAAUUUAAAUUCUCCUGAGGGUAACAAAGAAAAUUGGGCUAAGUCUUUGUUGACAACAUUAACAAGCCCAAAACUCAUGGCAUCAUACAAGUGCUCUCUCUCAUUGGGCCUUUCUGUUUACUUGGGCUUAGUAUACAGCAAAAAGGAUGGAUUUUGGGCUGGGCUUCCUGUGGCUGUAACCUAUGCAUCUGGCAGGGAAGCCACAUUUAGGGUAACAAAUCUCAAAGCCCAAGGAACCGUGUUGGGAACAGUGUAUGGAGUUCUCAUUAGCUUUGUCUUUGAGAGGUUCUUGGUACUCAGAUUCUUGUCUCUUUUUCCAUGGUUCCUUUUCACAAGUUUCCUCCAAAGAAGUCAAAUGUAUGGGCCUGCUGGUGGAGUAUCUGCAGCUAUUGGGGCCCUCUUAAUAUUGGGUAGGGAAAAUUUUGGCCCACCAAAAGAGUUUGCUAUUACAAGAAUUGUUGAAACGUUUAUUGGGCUUUCUUGUUCAAUUUUUGUGGAUAUUCUUUUCAGGCCCAAGAGGGCCUCCACAUGUGCAAAAGUUGAGUUGUCCAAUAGUAUUGCCACAGUAGUUGAGUCCUUUGGAUCCUUGUCCAUGCUUCAUGAUUCAUCAAAAACCAAGUUAGAACAAAACCAAAAGAAGCUAAAGGGUCAUGUUAAUAAGCUAAAGAAAUUUAUUGUUGAAGCAGAAGCUGAGCCAAAUUUUUGGUUCUUGCCAUUUCAUGGUGCUUGCUAUAACAAACUCUUAGAAUCUUUGUCAAGAUUGGAUGAUGUAUUGCAACUUGGUUCUCAAGCAUUGAAGUUCCUCCAACAAGAGUUACAAAGAUGUGAGGCAUGUUGGAAAGAGCAUGUGAAUUUGAUAGAAGGUGACAUUGGACAUUUGAAGGAACUCAUUUGCAAUUCAAUGAAGAGUUUUGAGGAGAUUUCUAAAUUGAAAUCUCUUGGGUUUCUUGAGAAGGAGCUUGAGGAGAAGAAGAAGAACACCACUAGUGAUGUUGAAGUGGGAAAGUCAACACCAAAGUCAAGUAUAUGCAUGGUUUCUGGCUUAGGAGAAGAUGACCUUGAGAAAACUUUAGGAUCUUAUCUCCAACAUUCAAGAAAUGCUGUUGACCAUUUAUAUGACGAUGAUGAUGAUGUUGAAGAUGAGAAAGAGUUGAAGAGCCAAGUUGUUUUGAGUUUGAGUGCUUUGGGGUUUUGUUUGAGUGCAAUCAUGAAGGAGACAAUGAAAAUUGAAGAAGCAAUCAAGGAAUUGGUUCAAUGGGAAAAUCCAUCUAGUGUGAUUAAUUUGUAUGAAAUAUCUUGCAAGCUACAUUCCUUGCACAAAUGAAAUACUCACUUGUUAAUUUCAUAAAUGGAAAAUU
Molecule: messenger RNA, 2518 nt
Organism: Arachis stenosperma
Lineage: Eukaryota; Viridiplantae; Streptophyta; Magnoliopsida; Fabales; Fabaceae
Exons: 3
Coding region: 25-2484 (819 amino acids)
Biological process (GO): transmembrane transport
Cellular component (GO): plasma membrane
Molecular function (GO): transmembrane transporter activity
Source: RefSeq, a predicted model, not a curated record